Molecule: messenger RNA, 921 nt
Organism: Ceratotherium simum simum (southern white rhinoceros)
Lineage: Eukaryota; Metazoa; Chordata; Mammalia; Perissodactyla; Rhinocerotidae
Product: olfactory receptor 1f45-like
Biological process (GO): G protein-coupled receptor signaling pathway
Cellular component (GO): membrane
Molecular function (GO): olfactory receptor activity; G protein-coupled receptor activity
Source: RefSeq, a predicted model, not a curated record
AUGUACAGAGACAACAAGACCAGAGUCACAGAAUUCCUUCUCCUGGGACUCUCUGGGCAGUCUGAGCAGGAAGAGCUCCUCUUUGGGCUCUUCUUGUGGAUGUACCUGGUCAUCAUCAUGGGGAACUUUCUCAUCAUCUUGGCCAUCAGCUAUGACAGUCAUCUCCAUACACCCAUGUACUUCUUCUUGGCCAACCUCUCCUGGGUUGACAUCUGCUUUUCUUCAGUCACAAUCCCCAAGAUGCUGCUGAAUCACAUAUUGGGAAGCAAGUCUAUCUCUUACGUGGAAUGUAUGAUCCAGAUCUACUUCUUCAUCACUUUCAUCAACAUGGAUGGGUUCCUCCUGAGUGUGAUGGCCUAUGACCGUUACACUGCCAUCUGUUGCCCACUCCACUACACCAUGAUCAUGAGGCCCAAACUCUGUGUCCUUCUGGUGGCUGCAUCUUGGGUCAUCACAAACCUGCAUGCUCUCCUACACACUCUUCUCAUGGUCCAACUCAUGUUUUGUUCCAACAAUGCUGUUCACCAUUUCUUCUGUGACCCUUACCCCAUUCUCAAGCUCUCUUGUUCUAAUACCUUUAUCAAUGACCUAAUGGUAUUCACUGUGGGUGGACUGGUAUUUCUGACACCAUUUACAUGUAUCAUGAUUUCAUAUGUUUACAUCUCUAAUGUACUGAAGUUACCCUCUCCCCAUGGAAUAAGAAAAGCCCUGUCCACAUGUGGAUCCCACCUCACUGUGGUCUCCCUCUUCUACGGGGCAAUUCUGGGAGUCUAUAUGCACCCUUCAUCCUCCUACUCAGUCCAGGACAUGGUGGCCACUGUCAUCUUCACAGUGGUGACUCCUCUGGUGAAUCCCUUCAUCUAUAGCCUAAGAAAUUGUGACAUGAAGAGAGCCCUAAGGAAAUUAAUUCUCAGAUUCUAG